CGGAGCCCACACCGGGGAGCGGGAGCGGGAGCAGCGUCGGACGGCCGAGAUGCAGCUCCGUGGCUUCCUCUUCCUCGCGGUCCUCAUCCUCGCGGCUGGGACCGCCGAGGCCGGCAAGAACAAGAAAGAGAAGGGGAAGAAGGGCGGUUCUGAGUGCGAGGACUGGCACUGGGGCCCCUGCACACCCAACAGCAAAGACUGCGGCGUCGGCUUCCGGGAGGGCAGAUGCAACGAUGAGACCCGCAGGCUCAAGUGCAAGGUCCCCUGCAACUGGAAGAAGGAGUUUGGAGCGGACUGUAAGUACAAGUUUGAGAGCUGGGGGCCGUGUGACGGGGCCAGCGGCACCAAGGCCCGCCAAGGCACUCUGAAGAAGGCCCUCUACAAUGCCCAGUGCCAGGAGACAAUCAGAGUGACCAAACCCUGCUCCCCCAAGGCCAAGCCCAAGUCCAAAGCCAAGAAGGGGAAAGGGAAGGACUAGAGCUGCAGCACUGACUGGGGACCCUCGACCCCAGAGACCCUUCCUCCUGUCCCACGGCCCUUCCCCAGUCCCCAGCCCCCAAUCCCACUCCUCACCAGGUGCCUUUUUUAAUCACUAGCUUUAUCCCGUGUGACCCUGUCUUCUCUCUUGUCCUGACCGGGGGCCAGUCUUCUCCUCCCCCUCUGCUCCCUCUUGGCUAGAUGGGGCCAUUGGGGGUGGGGGUGGAGGGCUGAGCCGGGGGAGAAGUAAGGCCUUUGACUACUGGCCCAGCUCAGCUUCUUUCCUCUCCCCUACCCCUGCCCAGGGACUGGAGACCCUUUCCCCUAGCCCCCCUCCCUCACCAUCCUCACCCACCCCACCCCCGGACUCCGGGGAUCACGACCCACCUGCGGUGUGGCUGUAAAAGAAAACUUUUUUUUUUCCAAUAAAAGUUUUUGUACAAAAGAGA
Tachyglossus aculeatus (Australian echidna) is the source of this 926-nucleotide messenger RNA. RefSeq names its product midkine (gene MDK). The transcript is spliced from 5 exons. Gene Ontology annotation, molecular function: growth factor activity. Lineage: Eukaryota; Metazoa; Chordata; Mammalia; Monotremata; Tachyglossidae. Bases 50 to 478 code for a protein of 142 amino acids. The record is from RefSeq and is a predicted model, not a curated record.